AUGCAGAACGAUGACGGCGCUCACGCCCUCAUGGAUGGAAUUCAGCCUGGUGUCUCCAAAGCGAGAAAGACCAACUCCCAUGAAGCAACUCCCAUGAAGCAACUCCUACGAAUCACUCACGAACCACUCCCACGAAUCGACUCCCACAAGACCGAGUCCACAAAAACGACUCCCACAAGACCGACUCCCACAAGACCAACGCCCACGAGCCCACUCCCACAAAUCAACUCCCACAAGACCGACUCCCACAAGACCGACUCCCACAAGACCGACUCCCACAAGACCGACUCCCACAAGACCGACUCCCACAAGACCGACUCCCACAAGACCGACUCCCACAAGACCGAGUCCACAAAAACGACUCCCGCAAGACCGACUCCCACAAGACCAACGCCCACGAGCCCACUCCCACAAAAUUAA
This is a messenger RNA of Penicillium odoratum, 420 nucleotides long. RefSeq lists its product as uncharacterized. The transcript is spliced from 2 exons. The record is from RefSeq and is a predicted model, not a curated record. Lineage: Eukaryota; Fungi; Ascomycota; Eurotiomycetes; Eurotiales; Aspergillaceae. Bases 1 to 420 code for a protein of 139 amino acids.